Messenger RNA from Cucurbita moschata (crookneck pumpkin), 560 nucleotides. RefSeq lists its product as uncharacterized. The transcript is spliced from 2 exons. Bases 26 to 364 code for a protein of 112 amino acids. Lineage: Eukaryota; Viridiplantae; Streptophyta; Magnoliopsida; Cucurbitales; Cucurbitaceae. The record is from RefSeq and is a predicted model, not a curated record.
CCACCGACAAGCAUCAGAAUUCGAAAUGGCUAUGAACUUCACGAAGAGGAUAAAGAGGCAGUGGAAGCGCUACACAUGGACAAAUCCGAAACCAACAAGAAAGAGAUGUUUGGAGGGCUUUACUCUAUUUCAAUUAACAGUUGAAUCACUAAACGAGAAUUACGAGAAUGUCAUGUGCGCUAUCGAGGAGUCAAAGGAUCUAGAAGAUCUAACUGUUAAUGAUCUUGCUGGAUUGCUAAAGGUAUACGAGCAACGCAAGAAGAAAAAAACGAGUCAUUGGAGGAAGCACUACAAACCAAAGCAUCCAUCAAAGAUGAAAAUGUAUUUUACACACAAAACUCUCAUAGCAGUUGAUCGGGAGUGAAACCAUUUUCGAGUGUCGAUUGCUGAUCAUACAUGUUAAAAUCAUUAAAUGUGAACAUCGAAAAAUAUCCAUUCUAACUAAGUUUUUUCACGUGCAACGAUGAACUAGUGCAUCAUUUUUCAUACGGGUGUGUUCUAGAUCAUAGAUGUAAAACUCUAUACUAAAGUAGAAUUGAAUUAGAUUGGAUCUAAUCUUA